This is a messenger RNA of Ananas comosus (pineapple), 1934 nucleotides long. RefSeq names its product translation initiation factor eIF-2B subunit beta. The record is from RefSeq and is a predicted model, not a curated record. The transcript is spliced from 9 exons. Gene Ontology annotation, molecular function: translation initiation factor activity; guanyl-nucleotide exchange factor activity. Gene Ontology annotation, biological process: translational initiation. NCBI's taxonomy places the organism in Eukaryota, Viridiplantae, Streptophyta, Magnoliopsida, Poales, Bromeliaceae. Bases 142 to 1383 code for a protein of 413 amino acids. Gene Ontology annotation, cellular component: eukaryotic translation initiation factor 2B complex.
CGUCGUCGUCGUCGUCGUCGUGCAUCUAAAUCCUAACCCCUCUCCCUCUCUAUCUCUCUACCCCCCUGGUCAGUCGCUUCUCCUCUUUCUCCCUCUACGAACCCUAACUCCUCCAUCGUCUCUCUCCCCUACGAGAUCGCCAUGCCCGAUGUUCAAGCCCUCGUCAACGACUUCGUCCUCAAACUCAAGCGGAGGAAGAUCGAAGGAUCGCAUGCGACCGCGAAGCAAACGGCGGAGAUCCUCCGGUCGGUUGUUUCGCAGCAUCGGAUGCCGUACACCAACCAGGCGGCGUCUCUGAUCGAUGCCGUGAGGGCCGUUGGCGAGCAGAUGAUCGCCGCGAACCCCGUAGAGCUUGCUGUUGGGAACAUUGUGAGACGUGUUCUGCAUAUAAUCAGGGAGGAAGAUCUUUCUUCGACUACAACGGCAAUCGAAGGCCUUGGCUUAUCCGACGAUGAUGUUGAUGGUGAUGAAAAUGAAGAUCACCCUGCUUUGUCUGCUGCUGUCCUUGCUGCGGCUGCCAGAAGUACUCUUAGGGCUCCCUCAUUGCAAACCCUUCUUGAAGACAUACCUGUUUCUGCUGCUGCUCCACCUAAUUCUUCCUCAGGCGGUGAUUCUGAGGGAAGAAGCAAAUCAGCAGAGAAGAGUUCAAGAAGCCGGAAGCUAAAGCAUGAUGUCAUUGAGGCUAUGAAUGAACUGAUACAAGACAUUGACACUUGCCAUGAACAGAUUUCUGAACAAGCAGUAGAGCAUAUUCACCAAAACGAGGUCAUUUUAACUUUGGGCCGUUCAAGAACAGUAAAGGAAUUUCUCUAUGCGGCAAAGGAGAAAAAACGAAGCUUUCGUGUAUUUGUUGCAGAGGGUGCUCCGAGGUAUCAGGGGCAUGUUCUUGCAAAAGAGCUGGUGGCAAAAGGUUUACAAACCACUGUUAUAACGGAUUCUGCAGUUUUUGCAAUGAUUUCUCGAGUUAACAUGGUGAUAGUAGGAGCUCAUGCUAUCAUGGCAAAUGGUGGAGUGGUUGCACCUGUAGGCAUCAAUAUGGUUGCACUUGCUGCUCAAAAGCAUGCUGUUCCAUUUGUUGUGGUUGCUGGGAGUCAUAAGUUGUGUCCCUUGUAUCCACACAACCCAGAAGUUCUUUUGAACGAGCUCAAAUCCCCUUCCGAUUUGCUCGACUUUGGGGAGUUCUCAGACUGUAUGGAUUUUGGCAUUCAAGGUGGUUCUCCUCUUCUUCAUGUAGUCAACCCCACAUUUGACUAUAUUCCUCCAAAGCUUGUCAGCCUUUUCAUCACUGAUACAGGAGGGCAUAAUCCAUCAUACAUAUACCGGCUGAUAGCAGACUACUAUUCGGCAGAUGAUUUGGUAGUGCAAGGAAAAUCAACAUCUUGAGAUGGAUUGAGACACUCUUAGUACUUGGCGACUCUUAUAUUAUAGUUUGCUAUCCAAUUGUAGUUGCUUCUCACAUUUUGCUCUCAACCUCUGAUACGUUGCAGCAUUCUGAUUAGUUGAGAAUCACUUUCGCUUCUAGGAGAAUCUUGCAAUGAGUAUCAAUCACUGAAUCCAUGAAGAAUACAAAAUCUAGUACACCAUAAACCAGGUAGUAAACUCCCAAGCGAAAAGCAAGAUUGCCAGUUGAUUGUCGAGGGCUUUAAGCGGAUCAACAAGCUUGAGUUUAUAUGUUUCAAAAAUUCCAGGAAGGUGAGUUCAUGUGUAAAGAUGUGAACAUUUUGGGGAUGCUUCCACUUCUACUUAUGUUGUGAUUGGUCUGUAAACAUAUAGGGUAAUUUUGUUUGAACUGAUCCGUGGAUUGAGAGGUUGAUUUGACCAAGUUGUUCAUCUAAUCUUUCAGGGAACAACUCCCUUAAUUGUUUUGCCCAAUAACUUCUUGAUACUGAAUCAGUUAAUUAAUUGGUUAUCGAGAUUUCAGUGUUACCCAGAUA